This is a messenger RNA of Penaeus indicus, 876 nucleotides long. RefSeq names its product zinc finger protein 169-like. Bases 1 to 876 code for a protein of 291 amino acids. The record is from RefSeq and is a predicted model, not a curated record. The transcript has 8 exons. Gene Ontology annotation, molecular function: DNA-binding transcription factor activity, RNA polymerase II-specific; RNA polymerase II cis-regulatory region sequence-specific DNA binding. Gene Ontology annotation, biological process: regulation of DNA-templated transcription. NCBI's taxonomy places the organism in Eukaryota, Metazoa, Arthropoda, Malacostraca, Decapoda, Penaeidae.
AUGGGAUAUUCUGAUUCCCAACACACUUCCUUUGCCAAUCCCUUGCUCGUUGUUGCUAGAUGUUAUCAGCUAGCAAACAUUAAACCAUUCAUUCUGGGGAACAGUGUGACAACAGAGCUGAAAGAAGAUAGACAAAUUGAAGUGGGCUCGCCGUUCCGCUUCACCUGUCACCAUUGCUCCAAGAACUUCUAUCACAAGAAUGACUUCCGAAAACAUGUGAGGGUACAUACAGGAGAGAAGCCUUAUGCCUGUCCAUACUGCCCGUAUCGAGCAGCGGUCAGAGCAAGGCUUCGAAGUCACAUGAGAAGCCGGCAUGGUUCUGACUUAAAUUACAUAGAUAAACGUAGAUUUGAAAAGGGACCAAGUGAUAAACUUCAUAAUUUAAAGGAGAAAAUUGUAAAUUCAUUGGCAGCGUUAGUUUCACGAUACCUGCUCAAACGGCGCCCACACGAACCCAAUCUCCGUAUACGAGGAUUUUGCGUGAUCAUUUGCAUUAUAGCACAAUCAAACCGUCCACAGGGAUCGCUUUUUUAUUAUUUUUCUUCGCAGAAAGUACACGUUGGCUGUGCUACAAGUACAGACAAUAUACUCGUACACUCGAUGGCUCGUGCAUCUGCAGCCGUGCGGCAUCGUGGCCAUGUGUGCGCCAUCUGCAACAAGGCCUUCGAGACGCGGUACAAGCUGGAGCGCCACCAACGGACUCACACUGGAGAGAAGCCCUAUGCUUGUCCCUAUUGUCCCCACCGAUGUAAUCAGCGCGACAAUCUCAAAGCCCAUAUAGCUAGUAGACACAAAGAAUUCUACGAUCCAAACAAUGGCACUUCAUGUGAUUUCACAGUCAUUGCAAAAUAUGAAUAUAAUAGAAAUAACAAUUGA